Molecule: messenger RNA, 1069 nt
Organism: Mangifera indica (mango)
Lineage: Eukaryota; Viridiplantae; Streptophyta; Magnoliopsida; Sapindales; Anacardiaceae
Product: photosynthetic NDH subunit of lumenal location 4, chloroplastic
Exons: 6
Coding region: 76-708 (210 amino acids)
Cellular component (GO): chloroplast
Molecular function (GO): peptidyl-prolyl cis-trans isomerase activity
Source: RefSeq, a predicted model, not a curated record
UUAGAAGGCCGCCAACUCUUCUUCAGUCUCACUUGAAGCCAAGCCACCACUCUUCAAGCUCAAAACUCAAACGAUAUGGCCACCACGACCACACUCUUUUCGCUCACUUCACCUCCAAAGACUUCACCAAUCUUCUGCUUCUCCACUUCAUAUUCAUCCCUACAAAACUCAAAGCCAAAGAAACUUUCUUUUAACCCCAAGAAGUGUGUAGUCGAUGUGGGCAUUGGCCUUUUGGCCUCCUCCUUCAUGGCCUUGACGCCUCUGGAUGCUAAUGCCACAAGGAUUGAAUACUACGCUACUGUGGCUGACCCUCCUUGUGAGUUCAACUUUGUUCCCUCUGGCCUUGGUUACUGUGACAUCUCUGUUGGCUCUGGCGUGGAGGCUCCAUAUUCUGAGCUUAUCAAUGUUCACUACACAGCGCGAUUUAGUGAUGGAAUAGUUUUUGACAGCAGCUAUAAAAGAUUAAGACCUCUUACUAUGCGCAUUGGAGUUGGCAAGGUCAUUAAGGGCUUGGAUCAAGGAAUUUUCGGUGGGGAAGGAGUGCCUCCGAUGCUCGUAGGUGGAAAACGUAAGCUUCGGAUUCCACCAGAGCUAGCAUAUGGACCAGAACCUGCUGGUUGCUUUUCAGGUGACUGCAAUAUUCCGGCCAAUGCAACUCUCAUUUAUGACAUUAAUUUUGUCGGCAUCUACUCAGGGAAUCGAAAGUAGAGAGUAAAUAAUCAGUUAUUAGAAAAUAUAUUAGAAGCUCACAGAGGGAAUUAUUUCAUGCCAGAGCAAGGAAAUCCACCUGAGCAUGGAUCAUACCAUGAGAAGUGCCUAUAGCUGCUCAAGUCUUGUAGGUUUGCUUAGAGCAGCCUACUCCGUUAUUCUUUACAGUGAGAAGUGUGAGAUGCUCUUUGAUUUACAGAAGUUAUUUUUGUACCUGGUCGUAUAAAAAUUGUAUUGUGGCCAUUUUGGAUGUUGUUUGUAAGUUUAAUUCUGUGGCAAUUUCAUGUUAAGUGCUUCACUCAAAGCCCUAUGGAAAUUGUUUGGUGGCAAUAUACAUAAGCAAGUACUUAACCUGUGUUGA